Molecule: messenger RNA, 2037 nt
Organism: Myotis davidii
Lineage: Eukaryota; Metazoa; Chordata; Mammalia; Chiroptera; Vespertilionidae
Product: zinc finger protein 211-like
Biological process (GO): negative regulation of transcription by RNA polymerase II
Molecular function (GO): DNA-binding transcription repressor activity, RNA polymerase II-specific
Source: RefSeq, a predicted model, not a curated record
CAAUGGUCGGAACCGCCACUGGUGCUCACAGCUCCCACGUGGGAUUUAAGCUCGGAAUCGCCACCCGAACCCACGCCAGGGCCGGGACAGGGACCGCCAUUCCUGCAGCGGCUUCUACUCCCGCCCGGCUCAGCCCACAGAGGGCAAUGGCAGCGCCCAUGCGGAGGAGACGGGCUGAGGUUGGCGUGACCUUUGAGGACAUUGCCCUGUACUUCUCCAGGGAGGAAUGGAGCCUCCUUGAUGAGGGUCAGAGACAGCUGUACCUGAAUGUGAUGCUGGAGAACUUUGAGCUUCUAUCCUCGCUGGGUUGCUGCUGUGGAGAAGAGAAUAUGGAGGUCCCGACUGAACAAAAGGGUUCUGGAAGAUUGUCACAGGCAAGGAAUCCCAAUUUACCCUUGUCUUCCCAGAGGAGCCACCCCUGUGAGAGUUGUGGGCUAGUCCUGGGAAGCGUUUUCCACGUUAUGAAACUCCAGGGAACACAACACAGACAAAUACUGUUGAGGUGUGGGGCUUGUGCAAAAAGAUUUUUUUUGUGUGCAAAAUUUCACCAGCAGCUUGUGAGAGAGAAGACUUUCGUUAGAGGUGUGGAAAGGCAGUCACUUGCAAACAACUGGAAGUUCAAUGUGUCCCAGAAUCAUUUCACAUGCAGGGAUGUUGGGCAGGUUGUCCUUACUGGGUCAGGACAUGUACACCUAAAGGCUACUCAUACUCAGACUGACAGUUCAAAUGCUAUUUUGAUGCGUGGGCUUGCAUUUCAAAAGAGAAAAAAUUAUUUCAGCAGAAAAGAAUAUAGGAAAUACAUUAGUUGCUCCCACACGUUUAUUCAGCAAAACGGUGUCCAUCUUGGAAGUGGUUAUUGUGUGUGCUCUUAAUGUGGUAAAUAUUUUACCAAAUUUUCUGGUUUUCAUUUUCAACAGAGAGGUAACACUGGAGAAAAGCAUUAUAAAUGCUGUGAAUGUGGAAAAUCUUUUACAAGUAGCCGUGCUCUCCAAUAUCAUCAGAGAGUUCACACUGGAGAAAAGACCUAUCAAUGCAGUGAAUGUGGGAAAGCUUUUUCCGCUAAGACCCACCUUCAUCGACAUCUGAGACUUCAUUUGGAAGAAAAGCUUCUUAAAUGCAGUGAAUAUGGAAAAACUUUUACGCAGAACACUGGCCUUCGUGAUCAUCAGGUAGUUCAUACAGGAGAAAAGCCUUUUCAGUGCCGUGAAUGUGGGAAAUCUUUUACCCGGAGCACUCACCUUCGUUUUCAUCAAAGAGUUCAUACAGGAGAAACGCCUUAUAAAUGCACUGUAUGUGGGAAAUCUUUUAAAACGAGCAAUGGUCUCCAAUAUCAUCAGAGAGUACACACUGGAGAAAAGCCUUAUCAAUGCAGUGAAUGUGGAAAAUCUUUUACCUCUAAGACCAUCCUUUGUCAACAUCAGAGAAUUCAUUCAGGAGAAAAGCCUUAUAAAUGCAGUGAAUGUGGGAAGUCUUUUAUCCAGAGCACUGAACUUCGUUAUAUCACAGACUUCAUACAGGAGAAAAGCCUUAUAAAUGCAGAGAAUGUGGGAAAUCUUUUACCCAUAGCUCCACUCUUUAUUAUCAUCACAGACUUCAUACAGGGGAAAAGCCUCAUAAAUGCAGUGAAUGUGGAAAAUCUUUGUGGAGGAGCAGCUGCUGCCUCAGCUGCGUGCAGCAACACGCUCUUUCCAGCUCCUCCACACCUGCCUCAGCCUCCUCACCGGCUGUCAAAUAUGAUGAAAGCAACCACUUACUAUGAUGUUUUGGCGGUCAAACCCAAUGCCACCCAGGAAGAACUGAAACAGGUUUAUAGGAAGCUGGCCUUGAAGUACCACCUUGGUGGGGGAGCAGCUGCUGCCUCGGCUGCAUGCAGCAGCAUGCUCUUUCCAGCUCCUCCACACCUGCCUCGGCCUUCUCACCAGCUGUCAAAUAUGAUGAAAGCAGCCACUUACUAUGAUGUUUUGGCGGUCAAACCCAGUGCCACCCAGGAAGAACUGAAAAAGGUUUAUAGGAAGCUGGCCUUGAAGUACCACCUUG